AUGUCAGAUCAUCAGAGACAGAGAAUCCACCCUAUGGAUGUGGAAGCACGACCACACCCUAGGAUGCAUUUAGUACCUCCGGGCUCGUCUAGAUCAGAAAAGGGUAUCCCGGUGCCUUCUCCACUGCUGCAUCAACACGCUAUGCGUGCAAUAAACUCUUCACAACCAAAGAGAAGCUGCUUUUGCAGGUGCAUAUGUUGUACACUAACCUUGUUAUUCCUUCUUCUCAUUAUCUUAGCAGCAUCUGUAGGAGCCCUUUACCUCAUCUUCAAACCGAAGCUUCCAAAUUACUCAGUCGACUCUUUGAGGAUAACUGAUCUGAGGCUUAACUUAGACUUGAGUCUCUACGCAAAGUUUGAAGUAAAGAUCACAGCGACAAACCCGAACAAGAAGAUUGGUAUAUACUAUGAAAAAGGAGGGAAGUUGAGUGUGCUGUACACAAACACAAAGCUUUGUGAAGGGUCUUUACCUGAAUUCUACCAAGGUCAUCAGAACAAAACAGUGCUUAAUGUGUCGUUAACGGGCCAAGUUCAGUCUGGAAGCACUUUAAUGUCGGCGUUACAGCAACAACAGCAGACAGGAAGAAUUCCAUUGGAUCUCAAUAUCCAUGCACCAGUUGCUAUCAAACUUGGGAGGUUGAAGUUGAAGAAGGUGAAAGUGUUGGGGCAAUGUCAGUUGGUGGUUGAUAGCUUGUCAUCUAAUAAUCUUAUAAGCAUCAAGGCUAGCAACUGUAACUUCAAAAUGAAAGUUUAA
Lathyrus sativus (Indian pea) is the source of this 753-nucleotide messenger RNA. NCBI's taxonomy places the organism in Eukaryota, Viridiplantae, Streptophyta, Magnoliopsida, Fabales, Fabaceae. The record is from the annotation of a GenBank genome assembly.